This is a messenger RNA of Aspergillus nidulans FGSC A4, 3405 nucleotides long. RefSeq names its product DNA-directed DNA polymerase gamma MIP1. Gene Ontology annotation, biological process: mitochondrial DNA replication; DNA biosynthetic process; DNA replication. Lineage: Eukaryota; Fungi; Ascomycota; Eurotiomycetes; Eurotiales; Aspergillaceae. The record is from RefSeq and is a predicted model, not a curated record. The transcript is spliced from 2 exons. Gene Ontology annotation, cellular component: gamma DNA polymerase complex; mitochondrion. Gene Ontology annotation, molecular function: DNA-directed DNA polymerase activity; DNA binding. Bases 1 to 3405 code for a protein of 1134 amino acids.
AUGCUUAAAGGUCACUGCACACCCUACUCGCGGGGUGUUCCUCGUUUUUAUGCUCAGAAAACUCGCAUUCGCUCAUUUGCUCAGUCGCAAGCCUCGCCACUAGCAGCAAGAUACUACAGCACACAAGAUGGAGCUGUUGAGCGCCAACGGAAGUCGUUGUCUGUGCCUGGUGUGGCCAGAUUCAAUGAAAUUGGUGUUCAACAGCUGAGCGAUCACGUUUACUCCCAAAUCUUUUUCAACAAGCCGACGCCGCCAGAUCCGAACCUAGUCGCGCUAUCUAAAGAUCAUCUUGCGCGACAUGAUCUCCUUGGGAAGGCGCAGGAGCAUGCGGACCCGGUCGCCUUUGACCUCCCCGGCCUUCAAGGUCAAACGUUGGAUGAACACUUCUAUAAGCUGGGAAUGGACUCAUCAGAACCAUAUCUCACUUACUCGAAAGAAUACGCAGUCGUUAAUUCGCCGGAACUCCCGCGCAAAUGGGUCAGGCGCAGCGGAUGGACCAAAUACAACAGUGAUGGCAGUUGGGAAGCUGUGGAUGCGCCAAACGAAUCAAUGAUUACAUUUGAUACGGAAGUGAUGUACAAGGAGCAUCCAUUUGCUGUAAUGGCAUGCGCUGUUAGCCCGACAGCUUGGUACGCAUGGAUAUCUCCUUGGUUAUUAAGGGAGUCCGAGAAUGAAAUUCAACUUGUUCCUCUAGGCGAUCCAACUAAGCCCCGUAUCAUCGUGGGACACAAUAUCGGCUAUGAUCGUGCGCGCGUCUUGGAGGAGUAUGACCUUAAGCAGACGGCUAAUUUCUUUCUCGACACGAUGUCGCUUCAUGUCGCGGUGAAUGGGAUGUGCUCACAGCAACGGCCUACAUGGAUGCGUCAUAAGAAGAACAGAGAUCUAAGAGACAAGAUUGCAAGUGACAGUAACUCCGUUGAGCUUGCAGCUUUGAUCGAGAAUAAAAUGAUACGGGAAGAGGAAGAAGAACUGUGGGUUGGAAGGAGCUCGGUCAACUCACUCCGCGAUGUAGCCAAAUUCCAUUGCGAUGUUACUAUUGACAAGUCUCAGAGGGACUAUUUUGGCGAGCUUGAGAGACCGCAGAUACUGGCAAAGCUGGAUGAGCUGCUCGACUACUGUGCUGCGGAUGUUGCAAUCACCCAUCGUGUGUACAAGAAGGUUUUUCUUAAUUUUCUUGAGACUUGCCCACAUCCAGUCAGCUUUGGCGCUCUUAGGCAUCUCUCGUCUGUGAUUCUUCCAGUUAAUCAGACUUGGAAGGAGUAUCUUGAUAACGCCGAGUCGACCUAUAAUCAGAGACUGGGUGAUGUCCAGCGAAGACUUGUCGAGCUAUGUGAUGAAGCGCUGAGUGUCAAAGAUGAUCCAGAGAAAUACAUGAAUGAUCCCUGGCUACGACAGCUGGAUUGGUCCGGCCAGGAGGUCAAGAUGGUGAAAGGAAAGAAGAAAGGCGACCCUCCUCGACCCGCCGCCAGGCAGAAGAAGCCUGGCAUGCCGCAGUGGUACAAAGAUUUGUUCAGCUCGAAUACUGCAGAUAUUAACCUAACGGUCCGGACACGGAUCGCGCCAAUCUUGUUGAAGCUAUCAUGGGACACGCAUCCACUGAUCUGGUCAGAUAAGCACGGCUGGACGUUCAAAGUUCCCCGCGACAAAGCUCACCAGUACGAGAAUCAACCAGUGGUUGCAUGUAAUAUGACAGAGGAAAAAAAUCCAGAGCUACAUAAUGAUAGGAAGCACAUCUACUUUAAACUUCCUCACAAGGACGGACCAACGGCGCGCUGCGUCAGUCCGUUGGCCAAAGGGUACCUGCAAUAUUUCGAGCGUGGCACACUGUCUUCUCAGUAUGCCCUUGCUAAGGAGGCAUUGGAGAUGAAUGCAUCUUGUUCUUAUUGGAUUAGUGCUCGUGACAGAAUCAUGGGCCAGUUGGUUGUUUAUGAGAAUGAUGUACGGCCUGCUUCUCCGAGUUCAAAGAACGGUGAUCAAAAAUUGGGUUAUAUUCUACCUCAGAUCAUCCCUAUGGGCACAAUCACUCGAAGGGCAGUGGAGAACACGUGGCUUACAGCGAGUAAUGCCAAGGCGAACCGUGUUGGCUCUGAGCUGAAAGCAAUGAUAAAAGCCCCUCCGGGCUACGCUUUCGUUGGUGCUGAUGUUGACUCUCAAGAGCUGUGGAUCGCAAGUCUCAUUGGCGAUGCCCAAUUCCAGCUUCACGGCGGAAAUGCAAUCGGAUUCAUGACCCUCGAGGGAUCCAAAGCUGCAGGAACUGACAUGCACUCCCGCACCGCUAAGAUUCUGGGCAUCUCGCGAAAUGACGCAAAGGUCUUCAACUAUGGUCGUAUUUAUGGAGCCGGUGUCAAGUUUGCGGCGACGCUGCUGCGCCAGUUCAACCCAUCGAUGUCUGAAAGAGAAACCCAGGAGGUAGCAAGUAAGCUUUAUAAAGAGACCAAGGGUGCCAAAACCACUCGCCGCCUCCUGAGCGAUAAUCCAUUCUGGCGGGGAGGCACAGAGUCCUUUGUCUUCAACAAGCUAGAAGAGUUUGCUGAUCAAGAAAGACCACGAACCCCAGUUCUAGGCGCCGGUAUCACCGAAGCCCUAAUGCGGCGCUUUAUCAACAGAGGAAGCUUUAUGACUUCCCGUAUCAACUGGGCUAUUCAGUCUUCUGGUGUCGACUAUCUACACAUGCUGAUCAUCGCCAUGGAUUAUCUCAUUCGACGCUUCAAUAUUCAGGCGCGUCUAGCCAUCACCGUCCACGACGAAAUCAGAUACCUUGUCAAGGAGCAGGAUAAAUAUCGCGCUGCUCUGGCCCUGCAGGUUUCCAACGUAUGGACGCGCGCCAUGUUCUCGCAGCAGGUUGGCAUCAACGAUCUGCCUCAAUCAUGCGCCUACUUCUCGCAAGUCGACAUUGACCAUGUCUUACGCAAGGAAGUCGACAUGGACUGCGUAACACCUUCCCACCCACACAAGAUCCCACACGGAGAGAGCUUAAACAUCACCCAGCUUCUUGAUAAGAAUGACGCAGCCCGCCUCGACCCAUCAAUCACCCCCAUCUCCCGCCCUACACCCGAAAAGUAUACCUACACGCCUCGCAAAACCGUCAUGUCUGCGCUCCAAACCACCAACAACCUAGCAUUUAUCAAAGCCCAGAUUACGAAAGAUGACAAAGAGCUCCGCGAUAUCAUCAAAGAUGUCACGAAACUCAAUAACCCCGUCAACGCCAAAUGUACAGUUCCGCGGUCGGACACGCGCGCCAAAGCAACAGCCAAACCUGUAGCCGAACCGCAGAAAGCCAUCCUCAUGGAUAUUGGCUCUGGUUUAUACGGUGGCGGCGUUCGAGACUUCACCCAGGGGAGCAGGCCUCCUCAAGUCAACCUCCAUCGGCAACCGUGGAAACCACGACCCACGGCUAGAGCAUAG